Molecule: messenger RNA, 2160 nt
Organism: Guillardia theta CCMP2712
Lineage: Eukaryota; Cryptophyceae; Pyrenomonadales; Geminigeraceae
Exons: 2
Coding region: 1-2160 (719 amino acids)
Source: RefSeq, a predicted model, not a curated record
AUGGGAUGCAUCAAGAGGGACGCUAGCAAUGUUUUUAAAUGGAUCUUGUUGCUGUGCCUCUGCCUCUCCAAAUGCUCACAAGCCUUUCGUCCUGCCCCUCCUGUUCUGGGGGGCGCCACACGACGUCCAUACACGGCGUGGGGGGCGAGGCUGGGGAAGCAGGCAGGGGAAACACGAGAGAAGCUGUGCUCUCUCACAUACCACAAGCAAUCAGAUAGUUUGCAGAGAAAACAACGGCAAAAAAUCCUUGGGGGGCUGAGAUGCGCAUGCAAAUAUGUGGAGCUCAGUGAUGUACAGCAACCGAACGAGGAGAUGGAAGUCUCUGGGCUGAUCGCUCAUAGAAAGGGGUUUGGUCGGCAGUCAAAGGUGCAAGAGAAACGUCAAUCUGCUGCUGGGUCUGUUUGCUCCUCAGUCUCUGGUACAAAGUUCAGGGAGGGGUCGCUGAGCGACGGAAAGAUUCGCCAGGAAGGAGAAUUGCGGGUAGAGAGGUUCAAGGGAACUCUGAGACAAGAGGCUUAUAGCCAUCCUGGAACAAGAGAGACCAUGGCCAAGCAGGCAAGGUGGUUUCGUGACAAGCUGGAAGAGGUCAAUCUGCUUCGUAACCAUCCAUCGAUUCGUUUCCGUCCGGGUCAGAUCGUUUAUGGUCAGAGGGAGGACGGGAUGCUAGUUCAAGGGACGCUAAUCUCGAUACGGAGGUGCAAGAACAGACUGCUGUGCGGCAAAGUGAAGGUCUCGGCUGCUGCAUCUCAUGAUGCUGCAGCGGUCGACAAGGAGGAGUUCUUUCGCAUCCCUUGUAUCUUUCCCGUGGGCGGAUGUAACGGUGGACUCGAGACUGAGUUACACAAGAUGCUGCAAGGAAGGCGAGAAAGCUCGAGCAACGACGAGGACGAGCUUUUAGAGUGGGUCCAUUACGGGGAGAGACAAGAUGGUUCUGCUCUCAAGAUGUUUACUCAAGAUCUGGAGCCUUCGAUCGAAAAGAUCUUGUUGCGAUUAGAGCAAAAGCGAAAACUUCUAAUGCAAUUGCCCUUCCAAGCUCACAGUAUUGAGUUUUCAAAACACGAACUCAUUGAGGUGCGACAAGGUUUCCGUCGUGCGAUGGUGCGAGGAGAAACGCGUCUGAUGCGCUUCUGUGAAGUGCUUGCAAGGACCAUCUAUGGAGAUUCAAAGUUUAGCAGGAGCUCAGUGGUGACAGGUGAAACGAGAAGAGCGCAGCGCAGGGAAAGAUUUACCAUCAUGGAGCCACUGCCUGACGAGACACUAUGGGCGCUCAUGCCGGGUCAGGAGCUCGGCUCUACCCUGCUGUCAUCUAUGCAGGUGCUGCCUAUGCAAUCGCUCAAUCGCGCUCUUCACGGUCGUUCAGCAUUUUUGGAGCGUGUUGGGCUGAAGCAGAAGGAGUUUGUUCACUCCGACGACUGGCAGAAGCCCAAGCUGAUAUCGCACUCGGUGAUGUACGAAGCCCUCACUUCCCUUGAUGUCGAUCGAUCGGGAGGAAUCCUGAGAUUCUCGGGAUACAAAAAGAGCGACGACGAAGUUUUUGACAUGGUGGCCGACAAGCUUUGCAACCUCGACGCCUUCAUAGGGUCGUCGACAACGCGUGGGAGGUACAGCGACUCGCAGUACAUCAGGAACAUCCUGUCGGUUCGGAUUGUUGUUGAGAGUGCGAACCAGGGGAGAAAACUGCUUGACCGCUUACGAGCAACGAGAUUCACGCCUGCCGUGCUUCAUGAUGCCGACAUCCCCUUCCUCGGUCGAGAACAAGGGGAGUGCACGGAACGAUUGGAGAUCUUGGAGGUGCAGGACCAUCUUGACUAUGCGAUGGAAUCCGUGAGGAAAGCUCCCUUGGAGCGAGAUGAGGAGCGAGCCAACGGCUGGCGGGGCCUCGUGGUGAUGGUCAGAUGGUGGGGAGUUCCGAUCAUGAUUGUAAUCAAGCCGCUCGAAGUGUUCCACCUGGAGCAGGAGCUGUCGACGGCUGAAAGCAGAGUCAUGUACAAGGAGAGACAGAACAAGGCUCGAUCUGCUGUCGCAAAGCGAUGGCCCAUCUUCGCUCUCAUGCGCUCCCUCGUCCAUUGGAUGUUCGUCGACGCUUAUGCCGACCCUACAGACCUUGAAGCACCUAAGGUUGCUAACACACCAAGAAUAACACUGAGAAUAACAGAUUAG